Dreissena polymorpha is the source of this 2269-nucleotide messenger RNA. Its product is annotated as elongin-B-like. Gene Ontology annotation, cellular component: elongin complex; VCB complex. Gene Ontology annotation, biological process: transcription elongation by RNA polymerase II. The transcript has 4 exons. Lineage: Eukaryota; Metazoa; Mollusca; Bivalvia; Myida; Dreissenidae. Gene Ontology annotation, molecular function: protein binding. The record is from RefSeq and is a predicted model, not a curated record. The coding region runs from base 77 to 439 and encodes 120 amino acids.
CACCAGUGAAGUCUCGUCAGGUACGAGAUUUGUAGGUGGCGUCGAAAUUCUGUGUUUAUCAGCACAGAAACUAAACAUGGAUGUGUUUUUAAUGAUUCGGCGCAAGAAAGUCACCAUAUUUACAGAUGCAAAAGAGUCCACCACAGUGUUAGAAGUAAAGAAAAUUGUAGAAGGUAUUGUCAAACAGAAACCUGAAGACCAGCGUCUGUAUAAAGAUGAUCAGCCAUUAGAUGACAACAAAACCCUUGGAGACUGCGGCUUCACGAGUCUGACUGCCAGAGCACAGGCCCCCGCCACUAUAGGCUUGUCCUUCAGAAUGGAAGAUGGCGAAUAUGAGCCGUUGGAGGUGACGGCCCUGUCCAGUCCACCUGAGCUGCCCGAUGUGAUGAAGCCCCAGGACUCGCCCUCCACACACGCCCAGGAGCAGACCGCCUCAUAGGGGGUGUGGCCUGCAGAAGACACGCCCCCUCGCGACAACACUGGCCCACCAACUAUCAGUGUGCAGUGGUUGACAAACCCCUUAUAUUUCAUUCAGAGCUGAAUUUUGAAUAGGCUAUUGCUUUAUUUGCUGGUAGUUAAAUUGUUAAAUUAUUUUUGAUAUGGGGAAUUUUUAUGCAUAUUUGCUAUUUGUAUAAUGAUUGUACCUGUAGGAAGUUUUAUCACUGGUUAGCUUAAUUCAUUUUAGAAAUGUGCAGUUUAAAAUGCAAAUUUAAAGUUCAGUCAGAAUGUAGUUAUUUAAUGACCAAUCCACUCACCUCUACCAUUUUGUUGCUAAAGUAAACAGGUUAAAAUUCCAGUAUUAAACCUUCUUACCUUGAGCAGAAGCUAUCUGCUUAAAAUCAGAUACAUAAGCUCGACCAGACAAUAUUAUUUCCUGAAUUUCUGCUUUCCCAAAUUAUAAGCUGGACCAGACAAUAUUAUUUCCUGAAUUUCUGCUUGCCCAAAUUACAAUUCAAUGGGGCUUAGUGGAAGUGGUUAGAGUGAAGUCUUUAAAGUUCAGAUUCUUAACUGUGCAUAUGAAGAUGUGAAGAUUAAUAUUAUAAGAAAUAUCAUGGACAAUGUUCAUGAGAUUAUUAACAAAGCUGUGUUUCUCUGGCCUGACUCUGAGUUUGUAUGGCAUUAACUUAUUCAUCAUUCAGUAUUUUAUUACCAAUUAGUUUUGUUAAUUAACAAUUUUCCAUAUCAUUAAACAAAUAUUCAAUUUAUUUUAACAUGAAACAUGGAGGGUAUUUUAAUGAUUAUCUAUUGUAUGGUAACAACAAGUUAGAUAUGCAUUUUUUCAAUUCUCCCUAAAUCAAAUAAUUCACUUUCUUGUUUCAAUCAUUUGUAUGUGCAUUUUUAAUAUAUAAUCAUAUUUGAACCAUCGUCUUUAAAUCAAGAUUGUCAUGUGUAUGCAAUACCAUUAAAUGAGCAAAUAAGAAUAAGUCUGUGCAGGUUUAGCAAUCUACAGGAAUAUUAAUGCUGUACUGCCAUUGAACAGAUUGAAACAAUAAUGUGAUCACUAACAAGGUUUUUUAAUAUCUUACAAAUCUUUCUUUUGCCAUAUAUAAGUCUUACCUUUUUGUAAAGAUUAUGCCUAAUGCAUAAGGAAUCUCAAUGAACACGAUAGCUGUGCAUUAAAUAAAUGGUUUAUGUUAUAAAGUACCACAUAUAUGGUUUUGUUUCAACUUAGUUAUUGACUGAGUUUGUUGUUAAAUAAUUUUAUAUAGAUUUGCUCAAGGAAAAUUUAGAAACACUAUACAUAAACAUUGGUAAACAAAACAGAUGACUGUGCUUACUUUAAACUACCAAGUAUAAUUUUAUUUCCUGGAUUGAUUCACAUUCGUCCAUGAUACUCAAAUGUUUAUACUUACAAAAUGUUAAUAUAGAAAGCAUUUGUUAACUUGACCUAUAAUUAGUACAUGUAAUUCAAGUUGAUUUGUCAUUGGCAAUGUUUUUGUUUUUCAUUCCACAAUACUAUAUGAUAAAGUUCAAAUACUAAUACAUUUAGUUUAUUAUUACUAUGUGUUACGUUCACGUUUUCACGCCAUUAUUAAUAAGUGUAUGUGUAAAGUCUAUCGAUUUUCAUGACUUAUUGAUGUUCACAUGUUUACUUGUUGAACAAAUUUAUUAUUUAUUUGCACUUGAAAAACGUGCUUGCAAAAACGGAUGCAAAUCCAUUUACAAAGAAAAAGCUCUUUGAUAUAUUUAAGGUGUUUUUUAACUUAAUUUGAAAAUGCAGUUUGUUGUUUUGUACUUUAUUAAAUUGGUAAAUACACUAACAACAUCA